AAACACUAUUGGGAAGACGAAACAACUAGUUUACUUCGUAAGAUUUGCCCAACACAAAAUUUGUUACACAAUGAAAGAAGAGAACAACAACAUGGAAGGAAAAGAAAAUAAUAAAAUUGAAUUAUCAUACACAACGGAAGAUGAUGAAGAUGAAAUAAACUACCAACAACUGUUUGCAAAUUUCGCAUCGAAUACUACAGCACAUGGAUUUGGUCAAAUAACACUGACACAAAAUAUACCAAUAAAGGUGUUUUGGAUUUUAACCUUGCUCGCAUGUCAUAUAGUGUUAUACUUCCAAAUCACACCAUUAGUGGAACAGUAUUCAAGAAAACCAACAAGCACAAAGAUCUAUCUUCAGGAUGAAACAUCCACUUAUUUUCCUGUUAUUGUUCUCUGUAAUGAAAAUGCAAUAAAAUUGGAAAAACUGGGGAGUCUAGAGGCAUUGCUAAAUAAUAAAACAGUAAAUAGCAAGUCAGCCAACUCUACUCAAAUCGUUGUACAAAAUCGUACACAAUAUUCCUACAGAAUAUACGAUGAUUAUGGAAAUUUCACAGAACAUUAUUACUAUGUAAAUGAUUCCCUAACAGUAGAGGAUGAAUUUUUUACACAAACUGAAUUUAAGAAGAAGUACAAAUCAUCCAUUGAUGCACUUGUACUUCUUGAUAAAGACGAGUUGUUUGAAUAUGGUACAAGUUUGGACGAAAUGGUUGUGUCUUGUCAAUGGAAAUUUAAAGAGUGUUUAUCAAAUGAGGCUGGAGCCUUUUGGCACAAGUUCUGGCAUUGGAAGUAUGGCACUUGCCAUGUGUUUAACUCUGGUCUGUCACAAAAUGGCACAGAAGAAGAUAUCUUAAGUGUCAGCAGCCCGGGUCCUGAUAAUGCAUUGAGUUUAACUCUUUUUAUAAAUCAAUCCCAGUAUAAUCCCAAUGUCACUGAUGCUGCUGGCAUUCGGUUUUAUAUUGGAGAUCAAGGAAAACUCUACUCCCCUUAUGCUCAAGGACACAGCUUGUCGCCGGGAUCCUCGUAUUUUGUAGGAGUAAGAAAGAGAAACAUAAUACGUGUGGACCCUUUUCAAAAUGAUACUUGCAAAAAGCACCAUAAAACUAAUUUACAAAAUCCAGUCACACAAAAUGUAUUAACAAAAUACAGCAAAGAACUUUGCAAAUACUUGUGUUUAGCAGAAACACAACUUUAUUAUUGUGGUUGUAUUGAAUAUUAUUUGCCUAAAACUGUAUCGGAAAAUGAAACAUGCACGUCCGAAAGUCAGCGGUUGUGCACAGCCAAGCCUCAUGAAAAUUUUACGAUUGCCAAUGCUGAGUGCAUAACAAAGUGCACUCCGCCAUGUAACGAAAUUUCUUACAGCACACAAAUUUCCAUGCAAAAAUACCCAAACCUUAAAUACGAAGAAGUGGACAGUAAUAAACUAUUUUCUGUUCAAAAAGGAGACAUUGAUUAUUUAAAAGUUACUUUCUACUAUGAAACUAUGGAAACUGAAGUUUGGGAAGAUGAAGAGGUUUAUGGUAUUGUGAAUCUUCUUGCAGACAUUGGUGGUCAAUUGGGAUUAUUUUCAGGUUAUUCAGUUUUCACCAUGAUUGAAUUUCUUUUCUUCUUUUUUUAUAUCGGAGCCCAUACAGUUUAUUUCAUCAUCCCUCGAAGACGAAUAGCUUAUCAAGGCUAAAUUCGCAAUUACUUAAUCAAUCUUAACAGCCACUAAUACCAAUUAUUGGUUUGAUUAAUCAAAGGUAGGUUCUGCAUGAAGAGAGGGGUGAAGAGACAAAAAACACACAGUAUAAUUAAGCAAGUGCAAAAAACCAUAAAAACGAUUAGAUUUUGU
Hydractinia symbiolongicarpus is the source of this 1831-nucleotide messenger RNA. Its product is annotated as degenerin mec-4-like. Gene Ontology annotation, cellular component: membrane. Lineage: Eukaryota; Metazoa; Cnidaria; Hydrozoa; Anthoathecata; Hydractiniidae. The record is from RefSeq and is a predicted model, not a curated record. Gene Ontology annotation, molecular function: ligand-gated sodium channel activity. The transcript has a single exon. Gene Ontology annotation, biological process: sodium ion transmembrane transport. Bases 71 to 1675 code for a protein of 534 amino acids.